AUGUCGGACCAGUCAUCCCUCCCAUACUUAAGGAUUUUGUUUAUUGGCUGUCGUGUUGUGGCAAGCAGCAAAGGAUGAUGCAAAGGAAAGGCCUCGUUUAAUGCAGGAGUAUUGGUUGAGCUUCCUGAGCGCAAGAAUCGCAUGAGAACUCUUGUUCUUGGUGUUUUUGAUGAUGGUCAUGCAGCUUACCUGGCACUUCCAGAACUUCAUCUUGUCUGCAAACAAUGUGAGAAACUCUUCCAGGAAAUGCCCACGCCUCAGCUCAACACAGCCCUCUUCGACAGCAGUUCCCUCAGCGACUGUUACUUCUGCAACUGUCACCUCAAAAGAGCCGUAUCCUGUGCAGCACCAACCACGUCAUAUUGGGCUCUAUAUUCUAGAAGUGCAAAACGACCUGCCCCUGAUGAGGAAGAAGAGUGUUUUUCAAUGCAACACCAGAACAAGUCCAUUUACUUGAAUCAUCGCUGUUGUCCAGCAUGUCUGGAUGGGGUGAGACCGUCUCAAGGCGACAUGCAUCGUGGUCAAAAUCCACUUCUUAUACCACUGCUUUUUAAGUUUCGGCGAAUGACGGCUAGAAGGCGCAUCGAUGGAAAGGUGGGUGGCGUUCGUUCUCCGUGUGGGCGGAGCCUGUGCGACAUGCAGGAAGUGCAGGAAUACUUGUUAGAAACACGUUGUGACUUCCUUUUCCUGGAAAUGUUCUGUAUGGACCCGUUUGUUCUUGUGAAUCGCGCCCGACCUCCUUCCACAUCAACCGGCAAGCCUCACCUCUACCUGCCGGACAUAUCAGAGGGCAGAGAGGUGUUGCCGGUGCCCUGCAUUAAUGAAGUGGACAAUACGCUUGCUCCUAACAUAAGUUACACCAAAGACAGGGUUCCAGCUCCGGGUUUUUCAAUCAAUACAAGCCCAGAUUUCUUGAUCGGCUGUGACUGCACAGAUGGCUGUCAGGACAGGUCAAAGUGUGCAUGCCACCAGCUGACCAUUGAGGCUACGUCCCUAUGCAGUGGAGGUCCAGUGGAUGUUAGUGCUGGAUACACACAUAAGAGAUUGCCAACCACCUUGCCAACAGGGGUGUAUGAGUGUAACCCUCUGUGCCGUUGUGAUCCGAGAAUGUGCAGCAACAGGCUGGUUCAGCACGGUCUGCAGCUGCGGCUGGAGCUCUAGACACAGCACAAGGGAUGGGGCAUCCGCUGCAGAGAUGAUGUGGCCAAGGGUACUUUCGUAUGUGUUUUCACUGGUAAAAUAGUAAACGAAGACCGAGUGUAUGAAGACGACACCGUGUCUGGCAAUGAAUAUUUGGCCAACCUUGACUUCAUUGAGGGUGUGGAGAAACUGAAAGAGGGUUAUGAAAGCGAGGCGUACUGCUCGGACACAGAGGUGGAAACCAACAAGAAGACCAUAACAAUGAAAACAGGGCCAUUAUGGAAAAACACUCUCUACCGAGAAGACUCCAGCAGUGGUGAAGAAAGAGAAGAACUUAUGGAACUGGACACGGAACGAGAGGAGACAGAAGUGAAUCACAUGUUCUUAGAUGAGAGAAAACUAUCCCAUAAGCCACAUGAAACAUAUAAAGAUGCUCAGAAGAAAGUGAUCAAACAAAUGAGAGGGGACGGUGAAGAAACCUCAGGUCCAAAGCGUUGCUUUGCCAUAAAGUCAUUCCAGAGGAGAGUAAAACCUCCAGAAACCUUGGACGCAAAUGAUGAGAAAACAAGGACAGCUGUAACAGGCAGAAACACCCGCAGACUGUUCAACGGCGAGGAGACUUGUUACAUCAUAGACGCGAGACAAGAAGGCAACCUCGGCCGCUUCAUCAACCAUAGCUGCAGUCCGAAUUUGUUUGUUCAGAACGUCUUUGUGGACACACACGACCUUCGGUUUCCAUGGGUGGCAUUCUUCGCCAGCAAGCGCAUCAAGGCGGGGACGGAGCUGACGUGGGAUUAUAACUAUGAGGUUGGCAGUGUGGAGGGGAAGGUUCUGCUCUGCUGCUGUGGCUCUCUGCGGUGCACAGGGAGGCUGCUCUGAUGUACUGCUUUCAAGAAAAAACACUAAAGCUCUCCUUGAGGUGUUAUCAUUGUAAACAGUUUGACCAAGCCAUCAGAAGCAUAGCUGAGGCACUGUUCUGGAAGAGCGUUCCAGUCAUGACCCACUGAAUAUGAAAAGUAUAAAAUAUAUUAAAGUUUGUGUCAUUGCUUUUA
Cyprinus carpio (common carp) is the source of this 2192-nucleotide messenger RNA. Its product is annotated as histone-lysine N-methyltransferase SETDB1-A-like. Gene Ontology annotation, biological process: negative regulation of gene expression; heterochromatin organization. Gene Ontology annotation, cellular component: nucleus. Gene Ontology annotation, molecular function: histone H3K9 methyltransferase activity; zinc ion binding; DNA binding. Lineage: Eukaryota; Metazoa; Chordata; Actinopteri; Cypriniformes; Cyprinidae. The transcript has 16 exons. The record is from RefSeq and is a predicted model, not a curated record.